Molecule: messenger RNA, 763 nt
Organism: Ictalurus punctatus (channel catfish)
Lineage: Eukaryota; Metazoa; Chordata; Actinopteri; Siluriformes; Ictaluridae
Gene: clxn
Product: calaxin
Molecular function (GO): calcium ion binding
Source: RefSeq, marked provisional
UGAGCGUGCGCUUUCAGCAUGUCCGAGAUGUCUGCGCUGAGCAAAAAGCUGAUUCAAACCUUGGCUGAAACUCUGUCUAAACAAGUUAAACACUUUAAUAAAACUGAAGCGGAGUGCCUGAUCCGACUGUUUAACACACUGCUGGGAGAACAGACUGAGAGGAAAGCGGCUCAUGGACUGGACCGGGGAAAAUUCCGCAACAUCCUGCACAACACAUUCGGACUGACCGAUGACAUGAUUAUGGACCGAGUUUUUCGUGCCUUUGACAAGGACAACGAUAGCUACAUCAGUGUUAAAGAGUGGAUAGAAGGACUAGCGGUCUUCCUCCGAGGGACACUGGAUGAGAAAAUAAAAUUCUGUUUUGACAUUUAUGACCUGAACGGGGACGGCUACAUAUCUCGGGAGGAAAUGUUCCACAUGCUGAAGAACAGCCUGAUCAGACAGAUGACUGAGGAAGACCCCGAUGAAGGAAUUAAGGACCUCGUGGAAAUAAUACUAAAGAAAAUGGAUUAUGACCACGACAGCAGACUUUCAUAUUCAGACUUCGAAAAGGCUGUGAGGGAUGAAAAUCUUUUACUAGAGGCUUUUGGAUCUUGUCUUCCUGACACAAAGAGCAUACAGGCAUUUGAACAACAUGCAUUCCAGGAUACACUGAGGACCUGAAUCAGUCAAAUAACAAAUUCACAACAAGGUUUUAAAAGCAAAUGUACAACGUGUGUUUCUCUGUAGGAAUUGUUAGAAUGUGAUUAAAUUCUUCUCCGAG